AUGCCAAGUGCCGAGAUGUUGUGCGUGUGGUCGUUGUCUGGGCAGGAAAUUCUGGCCAUACCUUUUGCAGAUCUGCCAGACCUUCUGAAGGGAGCCAGCCCUACAGUGUGCUCCUUGAAGAGACACCUUAAUUUGCGUUGCCGGUGUGGAGUUUCACGUUUCCAGCUACGGCUUACAGCAACCGACGGAACUCUGUUGGGUGAUGAGGAGGAGCUGACAUCCCCUAUGGAUCUUCAGCUUGUUGUGCAGGACUUCAUCAAGCCCAACAGAAAGCAAGUAAAGGAGCUUAAGGCGGCGGUUGCUGGUGGCCUGGCGUCAGAGGUGGAAGCCAUACUUCAGAGGCCCCAGGAUCCGACCAUCCAGGUGAAGAGGCCUACACCCCUGGAGUACGCGAGCUAUGAAGGGAGAGCAGAUCUCGUCAGUUUGCUUUUGGAAGCAGUUCCGGCGGAGAAGAGGAGCUGGUGGAUUGACUCUCCAGGCCACGCAUGCCUGGUCAGCGCGGCCAAUGGCCAUGGGAAUGGAGACCAGCAGGAAGUCCUGCGUCUCCUCCUCCAGGCCAAGGCGAACGUGAACAGGGGCUGCAGGUCUGUCCCGAUGGGCUGCGAGAUGGGCAGGGCCUAUGAGCAUGCCACGCCUUUGGGCUGGGCGAUUUGGGAGCUCAAUGUGGGAGCCGUGGAGAUCUUCCUAGAGGCCAAGGCCGACAUCAACCAACGGUGCUGGCAACUUGGGCCUACCCCUCUGGCUGCAGCAGCCAAGCUAGGGGACGUUCGUUUGGAGCAGUUGCUGCUACAGGCUGACGCCCGCAACGACGAGGUGUCCUCGUAA
This is a messenger RNA of Symbiodinium pilosum, 825 nucleotides long. The record is from the annotation of a GenBank genome assembly. Lineage: Eukaryota; Dinophyceae; Suessiales; Symbiodiniaceae.